Racocetra fulgida is the source of this 261-nucleotide messenger RNA. The record is from the annotation of a GenBank genome assembly. Lineage: Eukaryota; Fungi; Glomeromycota; Glomeromycetes; Diversisporales; Gigasporaceae.
CUAAGCGAGUGAAGAUUAUUAGAAAAGACCCACUAAUUCACGGUAAACAUAUGAGGAACCAAGUGGAUAAUCCCGUACGAGAGAAUGUUGGAAACCAAAAUAUGACACGACCAGAUGUUCGAUUUCUUGAGUUCACAGAAGAAGAAACGUGUGAUGGGAAAGAUUACUUAGAGGUUGAAUUGUUGGGAAGCGUGGAUAAAACUUGGGGAAAAGAAAAACGAAUGAAUCAACUUAUCAAAUACCGGCAAAAAGGACGAGGCA